Molecule: messenger RNA, 2754 nt
Organism: Oncorhynchus nerka (sockeye salmon)
Lineage: Eukaryota; Metazoa; Chordata; Actinopteri; Salmoniformes; Salmonidae
Gene: il20ra
Product: interleukin 20 receptor, alpha
Exons: 7
Coding region: 209-1963 (584 amino acids)
Biological process (GO): cytokine-mediated signaling pathway
Cellular component (GO): plasma membrane
Molecular function (GO): cytokine receptor activity; protein binding
Source: RefSeq, a predicted model, not a curated record
ACCUGGCCAGUGUAAGGUAUAUCAGAUAAGAAUUACCACUCUGCGUGAACAACAUGGAAGCGAUGUGGAAGAACGAGAUCCUAGAACUGAAUAAUUUACUUUAGCCUAUCGGUUGAAAUGUCCAUGAGCUCAAUUCUCCUUUUAAAGGUGUCAACACUUUUGUUAUGACAAUGUUAUAAACUAUUUACCAAUAAUUUUACGGGAAAGAAUGGUCAAAUAUCUCUACAUUAUUUCUCUAUGGACCGCAGUGGUCUCAGACGUUACCUCUGUAGCGCGUCCCGAAGGAGUACACUUCAACUCCAUGAACCUGAGGAACAUUGUAAAGUGGCAUCCUGGGAAAGACGCACCAAAUGACACCAACUACACAGUGGAAUAUGCAAUCUAUGGUGACCGCAUGGAUGGUGGAGCGAGACGGGUGCGCUGGAGGGUGAAGAAGAAGUGCAGAGACAUCCCUCAGACCUGGUGUGAUCUAUCCAAUGAGACAACUGACCUGGAUGAAGUCUACUUUGCUAGAGUCAAGGCUUUGGGCAAAAACGGAUCCUCCAAAUGGACACUCACAGAAAAGAGUUUCCAACCCAAAGCUGACACAACCUUUGGACCUCCACUUGUCAAACUUGUGGUGAAGGAGAAUAGUGUUACCGUUAAGCUGAAGGGUCCAAUGAGAUGGAAGACUGGGAAUAUGACAAAAGACUACUCCUUGUUGAAAUUCUACCCUCAGAUGACUUACAACUUGUCUGUGUACGACAACACAAGCAACAAAACGCAACACUUCACUGUGGAAAACAGAUCCUUUGAAUAUAGGCUGCUUGCCUUUGAAACCCAGUAUUGUUUCUCUGCUAAAGCCCAGGUCCUAUCACUUCUUUUUGCUUGUCAUGCAUCUGAAUGGCAGUGCCUAACAACCUCAAAGGAUCCCUUUUAUGGCCAGCUGCUACUGAUGUUGCUGGGAGCCGUUGUCCCAUCAGUCAUCUGCCUCUUCAUGCUGAUCCUGGUCGGAUGCCUUGCCUACCACUUUGUCUGUGGUAAUAAACAGAAAAGCCCCCCUUUCCUGGAAAUAUCGGACAUUCCGAACCCACCGCAGACCUUCCGUCCUGAGCAAGCUGUGACAGUGAACGUGGUACUGGUCAACAUGGCCAAGCCCAUGGAGAUGAUGCCCAUAAAUCCCAACACUAUCCUUGCCCUCAUCCAACAUUCAGAAGGGAAGCCCAUACUACCCUACGCUGCCCAGCAAGCCCCUGGCAGAGAGGAUUGUCAGGAGGGAUCAUGGGAAGAUGACUUCAGGGAGGCCCAACCAGAGCCCCUAGAAUACGGCUUCAUUGGAGCGUCCCCAAAGAUUCCGGAAAUGAGGGAAAGUGAGGCAUCUCGCAGUGAGGAAACCUUGCAGCUGCAUCUCAGCCAGGUCAAUACGCACAUAGCACAGAGAUCUGCGCCAUGUUCACAGGGGCCUGUGGAGAAAGGGCUCUUUGGAAUUCCACUGCUGUCUGGUCUAAAGAUGGGGGAGGAGAGCACGAGUUACAAAGAGCCUGAUCGGGUGGGUCCCUACGCACCGCAGCACUUCUCAGUCAGAGAGACCCCUGAGGUGGACUUUUGGGAAGACAAGGUUGAGGAGCCCCAAAGUUACCCCUCAGAGUACGAGACACAGUCUAACAGGAGGGGUACUCAGCCCCUGCGGCUAUCCCAGGUCAACCUGUACAGAACCCAGAGGCAUACGCUGUUUCCACAGGAGUCUGAGGAAGAGGAUGGAUCUGGCGGUAACUGUGUUGACUGGAGCCCUACAACAGGGAUCCUCCAGAUCCCUCUGCUCUCCAAGCCUAUUCCAGAGGUGGAGGUGGAGAUGAACAGGGAGUUAGAGCAGGUGGAGAUCUUACCCUCUGUGGUGGUGAGGCAGUCAGAGGAGUGUGAGGGUGAGAGUGAUCUGACUGAACUACAGAACAACUGGAGCCUAGUGAUCAACAUGGAAGAAUAACCUAUUGGGCAUUUACACUGGGUUUUGGGGGGACACACUACUAAAGAGUGGUAUAGCUAUUCAUAAUGGCAAUUUGUUUAUGUUUACCGUAUGUGGAAAAAUUGCCAAAUCAAAUGAAGGAAUUUUUAAAAACUCAUCUGAAACACUUAACUGCUUUAGUACUGUGAUUGUAACUAACAUAUUUUUGAGAGUUUAUUUUUUACUUUGUACUUUAUCCAUACUUUUCUACUUACUUAUUACGAUUGAUAUAUUGCCAGAUAGCUUUUUUUGUGUACAGCUUCAUACAACAUUUAAUUGAAUGCACAUGCAAUGUCACUUUACCUCAUGAUGAUUAACAACCAGGAAGGAGUGUGGCUGUAAUGGUCUCUAACCAUGUUGUUUUAUAACACACUAAAGCUUACUGUCCUCCACCUGCAGAGUACAUUAUGUACAAUAUGUACUUCCCUCUGACUAUGAAGACAAAGCUUUUCAGGGAAAUCGUUGGACUGACCUGUCUAUGCAAAUAAAGGAUGCAUUAGUUUUUUCCUCAAAUAUUUUGACACUUCGAUGUCAUACAAUUACCAUUAACCUAUUUGUUCCCACAUUGUUUCUCAGGCACGCCACUAUGCAAUGUUAUACCACUAGUAACCCUAACUUGUAAUCCAGAUUGUUUAAAAAAAAAUGUUUUUAUUGAAAAGUAUCUUUUUUUUAAAAUUUGUUUUAUUCUUGGUCACAAUUGUGACCGAUGGGAACAUACUGUGCUUUGCCUAUAACUGUGCUUUGCCUAUAAUAAAAUAAACAAACAAGGCGCA